Messenger RNA from Gongylonema pulchrum, 426 nucleotides. The record is from the annotation of a GenBank genome assembly. NCBI's taxonomy places the organism in Eukaryota, Metazoa, Nematoda, Chromadorea, Rhabditida, Gongylonematidae.
AUGGAAUAUUUGGGUGGUGGUUCAGCACUGGAUCUGACGAAGAGUGGCAAACUAGAAGAGGCUCACAUCGCUGUGAUCCUACGAGAAAUACUUAAAGGCUUGGAAUAUCUGCAUUCAGAACGAAAGAUUCAUCGCGAUAUAAAAGCAGCGAAUGUGCUUCUCAGUGAACAUGACGCAGCAAUUAAAAUAGCCGAUUUUGGCGUAUCCGCGCAGACAACAACAACGAACAAUAAAGCGGAGACAUUUGUUGGGACACCGUUCUGGAUGGCGCCUGAAGUGAUUGAGAGAGACCACUACGACGAAAAGGUCACUCAUUCUUCCUCUUCUUCGCAUGCAGCGCUGAGUGUGUUAGGCCGGUCAGUGAUGCGAUUCAUUCUCCACCAGUACCUCAAAAUAGCAAAUUUUGCUUGUUUGCUUAGUGAAUGA